CAAUGGGUAAAGAUAAAUAGGAUUGAAAUACUAUCUUUACUAUAUUUUUUAUUUGAUUUAACUCUGAAACUAUAUUGCUUUAUGAAAUUUAAAUGUCAUUUCAGGCUUAUGAUUGGAAUAAACAAUAAUAUCAUUCCAACUAAAAGUGAAGGGUUUUAUUUGCAAAUAUCAAACGUAAAGUGAUCCAAUCUCAAAUUUUCCCACAAUUACAUGUACUUUGAUCAAAGCUGAUGUCGAGAUUUAAGCCUGGAUAAAUUCUGUUUCAGGAAACCAAGUGAAAAUAAUUCAUCACAGAUAUGGAUGUAGCUACAGGCUUAACUCUGAUAUUAAUCUAUCAAAGGAUGGUCGUGACCGGCGUCAAAGUGGACUCUCAAAACUCACCGUUUACAAAACCACACACCACAGCCCACUAUGGUGCAAUCACCUCUGCUCCUAUUCCAACAAUCGUUAGUGUAACAGAGAGUGAAAACCCUGCGGACAAACUCGGCGCGGAUUACAAACCAGAACAAAGAGCCAACUUUGUUCCAGAAACAUUCGAAACGUUGAGCACUCAUACUUCUGUAACGAGCAUGGUCUCUCAUGUGACCAAUCGUAGGCUGUUCAACGAAAGUUUAGAGGUGCAAAAUAACACGAUUAAUGCAAGGGAUAGCAUGGAACAAUAUUAUACAAAUAAGAGGAUCAAUUAUGACGUAGCUUAUAGAAAUUCAAAAGUGCCUACACAAAUUUUGGAGUCAAGGGGAAACUUUGAUGCCAAAGAACACUUCUCAAUUCAACCUAACAGCUUGGAAUCAAUAUCUAAGAAGUAUGAGUUUGCCUCGACAUUGGACGAUGAACAUUUAAACAAACCAUCGAGGAGAAAAAACGUAUCAGCUUUAGAUGCCCUUAAAACAAUUAUGAAACAAGAUGAAACCGUAGUAACUUCAAAUGUGACCUCACCAUUAAAUCACUCAAGAAAAUUUAGAGAACUUACAAGAAGGAGAAAAUAUUCAAUGAAUUUCGUUAAAAGCCAAAAUUCAACUACCAACAAUGAUACGAAUAAUGGUUUAUUAAGUGAUAAACAGAUUUUAAAAGAAAAUAUUAGUGAAUUAGGUGAAACACCUUUCAAUAAAUAUCUAAACAAUUCAAAGAAGCAUAUUGAAAAACUGCAGUCAGAUGAUAAUACAAACAAUUCAGAACCAACGCUUAGCCCAAAUACAGAAGGGACUUUAGUCAGUACUUUUCAAACAUUUAACAUAAAGCCAACUCAAUCGCCUUUGUCAAGUGCAGAACAUUAUACGUAUGCCAAUUUCACGACAUCAAAACCAACCACUAUAUUUUCAAUACGUAGCUUUAGAUCGCAAAACGUCCCGUUUGACAAAGCUUCGUCAUCGAAUACAUAUAAGAGAAUUUUUUCGUCAGACACCAAUUCUUCAUCCUUUGUAUCUAGAUCGUUUACUCCAUCCCCCCGAAGAACUUCUUUUCCUACGCCACCUACUUCUCUGGCAAAACCCUCUGCCUCUAAUGAUCCCUGGCCAGUAAAGCUUGCUGCUGAAACUCCCGGGGACCUUAUAUUGGGAGGAUUGAUGAUGGUUCACGAACGUGAAGAUUCUGUAACAUGUGGCCCUAUAAUGCCUCAAGGAGGGAUUCAAGCCUUGGAGACAAUGCUUUACACUCUGGAUGUCAUAAACAAUGACCCUCGAUAUCCGUUCUCUAUUGGAGCUCAUAUUCUUGAUGACUGUGAUAAAGAUACGUACGGACUAGAAAUGGCUGUGGAUUUUAUUAAAGGUUCCAUCAGCAAUAUAGACGAUGCUGAGUACCACUGCAACAAAACUCAAAUCCGGAAAGUAAUCUCAGGAGUCGUAGGGGCAGCAUCGAGUGUGACAUCCAUACAGGUGGCCAACCUUCUCAGACUCUUCAAAAUACCUCAGGUAUCAUUCUUCUCUACUUCCCCGGAGCUGAGCAACAAACAAAGGUUUGAGUACUUCACCAGGACUAUUCCCUCAGACCAUCACCAGGUCAAAGCAAUGGUGGAGAUCGUACGGAGACUAGGCUGGAGCUACGUCUCAAUCAUAUAUGAGGAGUCCAACUACGGCAUAAAGGCGUUCGAAGAACUUGAGGAUUUGCUAGCAAAAUACGAGAUCUGCAUCGCAGUGAAAGAGAAAUUAGUCAAGGAUUCCGGCGUCGCUGAGGACACUGCUUACGACAGCAUAGUGCACAGACUGCUCACUAAGCCAAGGGCAAGAGGAGCAAUUAUCUUCGGGUCAGACCAAGAGGUGGCUGCUCUGAUGAAAGCUGUCCGUCGUUGUAACGCCACGGGUAGCUUCUCCUGGAUUGGCAGCGACGGAUGGUCAGCGAGGUCCUUGGUUUGGCAAGGCAGUGAAGCUGAGGUGGAGGGGACCCUUAGUGUACAACCUCAGGCUAACCCUGUCCUAGGCUUUGACAGAUACUUCCUCAACCUCACAGUGGAGAACAACAGGAGAAACCCUUGGUUUGUCGAGUUCUGGGAGCACCACUUUCAAUGCCGCUACCCCAACAGUCCCCGGACCCCCUACAACCAACGACACUCCCACAACUGUACAGGACUGGAGCGACUCACGGCGGACAACACAGUGUUUGAGAACCAGCUACAGUUCGUCAGCGACGCCGUCAUGGCAUUCGCUGUGGCUCUGAGAGACAUGCACAGUGAACUUUGCUUCAACAAACAAGGGCUGUGCGAACAUAUGCGCCCAACGAAGGGUCCAGACCUACUCAAGUACCUUAGGAAGGUUAACUUUGAAGGUUUGUCAGGAGACAAGUUUAGGUUUGACGCCAACGGAGAUGGUCCUGCACGCUACAAUAUAAUCCACUUCAAACAGAUCAAAAAAGGACAUUAUCAGUGGCUGAAGGUCGGAGAAUAUAUCGAAGGAGAACUAACCCUCAAUAUGUCAGACGUGCAGUUCCGACUGGGUCGGCCUUCAGCACCAGAGUCAGUAUGUAGUCUCCCUUGUGAGCUUGGACAAGCAAAGCAAUAUGUGGAGGGAGAAAGCUGCUGCUGGCAUUGCUUCAACUGUACGCAAUAUCAGAUUAGACACCCACUGGACGAGACCAAGUGUCAGAUGUGUCCGGCAGGUACUGUGCCCGACGCUCCCAAGCAGCGAUGUCUAGAUAUACCUGAGGUCUUCCUCAAAGUAGAGAGUGCCUGGGCAAUCGGAGCGAUGUGUUUUUCUGCCACAGGUAUCAUCAUAACACUGUUGGUUGCUGGAGUGUUUGUACGUCACAACAACACACCAGUAGUUAAGGCAGCAGGUCGAGAGCUAAGCUACGUACUGUUGUCUGGUAUACUGCUCUGCUACUCCGUUACAUUCGUGUUGGUAUUGCGGCCUACCGACGUCGUUUGUGGUGUACAGAGAUUCGGGACGGGGUUCUGCUUUACUGUUGUAUACGCUGCUCUUUUUACAAAGACCAAUCGCAUAUCUCGCAUCUUCAACGCUGGCAAACGCACCACGAAGAGACCAAGCUUUAUUUCUCCAAGGUCACAAAUCUUCAUCUGCAGUGGCCUCGUAUCUAUUCAGGUAAUAAUCAAUGGAGUGUGGAUGGUGGUAUCCCCGCCAAGAGCUAUUCACCACUAUCCCACCAGAGAGGACAACCUACUGGUUUGUUACUCAUAUGUUAACGCUUCAUACAUGAUAGCGUUUGGGUAUCCAAUCCUCCUUAUACUGGUGUGCACGGUUUACGCUGUGCUUACGAGAAAUAUACCGGAGGCGUUCAAUGAGAGUAAACACAUCGGUUUCACGAUGUACACAACGUGUGUUAUCUGGUUGGCAUUCGUGCCGCUCUACUUCGGCACUGGUCAUCACAUGCCACUGAGGAUCACGUCAAUGUCCGUUACUAUCAGCCUAUCUGCCAGUGUCACCCUGGUCUGCCUCUUCUCUCCCAAGUUAUACAUAAUCCUGAUACGCCCAGAACGUAAUGUCCGCCAGUCCAUGAUGCCCAGCAGACACGGCCUGUUCAAAAGCGGCACCACGGCCAGUGUUAUGGUAGGGGUGGCACCUGUCACUCACACACACCAACCUUUUGCUCAAGUCCUUGCAGAAAAGGAGUGCAUAGCUCUAGAAAUCAACGAAGAAGCCAAAAAGGUCAAGAAGGAGAAGGUGCCAACGUUCAGCAGGUCAACGCAGACGUUGAUGCCUUCAGCGAUCCCCAACAACAAAUCCCCAACUUUGACCAAGGUCAACAAUGCGGUAAACACUAUAUCCUCGUUGGUUGACAGUUGUCCUCAAAACUCUCUAUCCUCAUUGGUAGAGGCACGGCCUCCAAACUCUCUGUCAUCAUUGGUUGACAACAAACCACCAAACUCUCUGUCCUCAUUGGUUGACAACAAACCACCAAACUCUCUGUCGUCAUUGGUUGACAACAAACCACCAAACUCUCUGUCCUCAUUGGUGGAGAACGGACCUCACUCGUGUGACCCGGCUCUCUAGCAGAAGGCCCGACGGCGACGCCGUUACAAAAUCAAACCAAAGAGCAAAACCCCUAUUGUU
Macrosteles quadrilineatus (aster leafhopper) is the source of this 4499-nucleotide messenger RNA. RefSeq names its product metabotropic glutamate receptor 2-like. The coding region runs from base 297 to 4439 and encodes 1380 amino acids. Gene Ontology annotation, cellular component: membrane. NCBI's taxonomy places the organism in Eukaryota, Metazoa, Arthropoda, Insecta, Hemiptera, Cicadellidae. The record is from RefSeq and is a predicted model, not a curated record. Gene Ontology annotation, biological process: G protein-coupled receptor signaling pathway. Gene Ontology annotation, molecular function: adenylate cyclase inhibiting G protein-coupled glutamate receptor activity. The transcript is spliced from 16 exons.